AAAUAAUUUCCGCCUUGUCACUUUGCCUCUCUCCAUUUCCAUCAUCAUCGUCAUCAGCCAUUCUCUCUCUCGAUCGGCAUCGGAAGAAGAUGGAGAGCGCCGACGACAUCGAGCUGCCCUCUCCCGCAGAUCCAACUUCCCCUCCGGCGCACGUACGGAAGCUGAAGCGCCUCAAGAAAGCCGCCCAGGUCGCCGUCGAUCACCGUCCUUCCCACCUCCAUGACAGCGAAAGCCCUAACCCACCGUCCUCCCUCGUGCGUUCGCUUUAUCCUGAAUCGCAGAGCUCGGAGGAUUCAGGGGGCCUGCGUCUCGAGGAACCAAGGGACGAGUCGUCGUCGGAGCUGGAGCUGCCAGCGCCCCACGAUCCCCGUGGCGAGGGCGAGUUCGUCGAUUCGGAGCCUGCGCUUUUUGGCGUUGACGACCAAGAGUUUGGCUCCGAAACUGAUGGAUUCCGAGCGAAAAGAGUCUUGGAGUUUGAUUCCGCCGAGGAGCGACUCGAUGCGCAGAAAGGCGGUGGGGACGGAGAGGCAAUCGGAGAGGGAAUGGAGGAUUCGAGAAGCGAUUUGCCUGAGAAGAGGCAGAGCAGCACAGAGGUGGCCGAUGGAGGCGUAGAGGAUAUGAAGAAGAGGAAGAAGAGGAAAGCGAAGGGAGGUGAGAAUUGUGUCGUUGAGGAUGAGAACCAAGCUCAUGCUACCAACAAAAGAAGAUCAGAGAAGGGAAGAAGAGACUCUCUCAAGCAGCUUCGUGCAGAUUCCCAGAGACUGUUGCGAGAGACUCGAGAUGCGAUGUUUAAACCUGCACCUCUUGUUCAAAAGCCAAUCUCUUCAAUUCUGGAGAAGAUCCGGCAAAGAAAGCUUGAGCUUUCCAAGAAAUCUAUCAUGCUGAAGAAUUUGUCCACCACAUGUAGUUCUGACGAGUUUUUGGGGGAGGAUCUGGAGUUUGAGUUGGAAAUUUCUCAUAAUCAAAAAGCGGUGGAAGAUAAGGCCAAAUAUGUAGGAGUGGAAAGAAAUAAUGCAGGUUCUGGUGAGAAAGGGAGAGAUGUAAAUGCCCCAACCAGUCGCGAGUCAGAUGAUACUUCAAAUGAGCCGGAUUCUGGAGUAGCUCCUUCGCAAAGGACUUUGGGCGAGGGAUCCAACCAUACAUUUCGAGCUCCCAUAAAUGAUACUCAGGAGUUAUUUUCGGAUUCACAAAGCAGUGAAAACAAAGAUGACUUACCUAAUGAGACUCCUAAAAGUCCUGUGGAAGAAGUUUUUGCACCAUCUUUACUUGCAAUGAAUCUGAAGUUUGAUUCUGCUCCUCAAGAUGACAUGUCUGAUGAGGAGGAUAAUGACAAGGAAAACAUCGAUCCUCAUAUGCACCAAUCAGUUGAUUUGUCUUUAUCUCCAAAAGGAGAUCCUGUCAAAGAUUUUAUUGAUGAGGAAGCUGAGGAAGAAGAUGACAGUGAUAAUGAUCUACACCAUUUCCAAGACAAUGAAGAAGAGGAUAUCGAAGAUGCUGAGGAACUUAAUGAAAUGAUAGAAGCUGACUAUAAAGAAAAACCUAUAGAUAAUGAAAGGCGCAAUCAGCUUCACCAGGAGUGGCUUGAGCAGCAGGAUGCUGCUGGGACAGAAAAUCUGAUGCAAAGACUAAAUUGUGGUCUGAAACAGAGGGACACAUUGCUUGAUUUGGAAGAAGAUGAGAAAGAUGUAGAAGGUGAAGAAGAUGAGGAGUUUGGGGAUGAUGGGGAAGAUUUAGCUCCAGCAAAUACUGCGCGAAUUAAUUUACGUAAAGCAAAGCAGAUGAUUCCAGAAGUGUUUACUGAUAAAGAUGAUACUUAUGUGUCUUCUGAUGAUGAAGAAUUUGAGACACAGCUAGCCAAACAGUCCCUAUUCAGAAAAACUGAAGCACAUGUUCCUCUCAUGUCACCAGCAGAGGAUGAAGGCUCCAGAGAAGUAUUUCAUCGCAUAAAGAAGCUCAAUAUGACCCCUGACGAUAGGAAGAAACCAAAAACGUCAUCUCGAUUUGAUGCAUCACUUGCACGAGGCAAAACAAUUGGCAUAUUAAAGCAGCCAUCUUUUCUAGGUCGAGGGGCAAAUCCUCUGGCAUCAUCAAAUAAUCACAAGACAAGCGCGGUUCGGACGUAUGUAUUUGGACGGGAUGACAGCAACAGCAAGAGCAUCAUAUCAACAUCAGAGGACUCCUUAGACAUGAUUCAUAAGGGGAGUCGACCGACGAGAACUUCAGUGGCCAAGUUUAGCAGCUCGGAGUCAAGGUGUAGCACCCAAACAACAGAAACUGCUGGAGUAAGCUCAACCCCGACAUUACAUGACAUUCUGAGGCGUUCUUCCUUGCAUUCUGAUCCGUGUGCUCAGGAAACUAUUGUUGGCCAAACUGAAUCUAUGUUUGCAGCAUUCAGAUUAGGAAAUAAGUCAAAAAGCAGGAGAAUACUGAUGUAGAAGUCAGUGUCAAGAAUUGGUAUUGUUACUCUUUCUUUCCCUGUUUUUGUACGUCCUGACUAGCUUCCUGAGAAUGAGAGAGCUGACCUGCUGCAAAGAAAAAUGACAUGCACUAUUGGCAAAAUUCGACAGAAACAAAAUAUGUUUUGCAUUUUGGGCUCUA
Molecule: messenger RNA, 2598 nt
Organism: Rhodamnia argentea
Lineage: Eukaryota; Viridiplantae; Streptophyta; Magnoliopsida; Myrtales; Myrtaceae
Product: otolith matrix protein OMM-64
Exons: 11
Coding region: 90-2435 (781 amino acids)
Source: RefSeq, a predicted model, not a curated record